UGCUUCCUUCUCCUCGCGCUCCCUCCCCGCCUCUCCCGGAGGGAGCGGUGGGAGGGGGAGGGCCGGGCCGAGGGAAGGUAGUGACACGUGUCAAUCAUCUCCGGGGGUCGCGCGCUGCGGGGCUCGCGCCCCUGCCUCGUGCCCGCGCCGCUCGUAUGUAAAUGAGGGCGCGUGACGCGGGACGCAGAUGGACCAGGGAAGAGGGAGGAUGGCCGCCGAGGCCGCCGUCGCUCAGUGCGGGAGCCCUCGGUGCGCGGCGGAGAGGAGAGGAUUCCGGCGGGAACUCGACUCCUGGCGCCACCGCCUCAUGCACUGUGUAGGUUUUGAGAGUAUUUUAGAAGGGCUUUAUGGACCACGGCUACGAAGACACCUCAGUUUAUUUGAAGAUUAUGAACCAGAAGAACUGACUGACUGGUCUAUGGAUGAAAAAUGUUCAUUUUGUAACCUACAAAGAGAAGCAGUCAGUCUCCCUAACUCAUGAAAUCAGUUCAGAUCUGUUUUGUAUUUACAUAGACAAGGCUGAUGAUCUUGGAGGCCUGGUUUGGUCUGAGACCAUCCUACAGGCUGAUUUCUCAGGAAUCAGUAGUUGGAGGAUAAUGUGGUACCACAUUUUAACUUUCUUCUUUCUCUUGAAGUCUUUUGGAUAUCGUAAUCAUCUCCUGUGUAAAUUAUUAA
Molecule: messenger RNA, 675 nt
Organism: Myotis lucifugus (little brown bat)
Lineage: Eukaryota; Metazoa; Chordata; Mammalia; Chiroptera; Vespertilionidae
Product: ligand-dependent nuclear receptor corepressor-like protein
Exons: 4
Coding region: 188-481 (97 amino acids)
Biological process (GO): regulation of transcription by RNA polymerase II
Cellular component (GO): nucleus
Source: RefSeq, a predicted model, not a curated record